AUGGCAAUGGUUCUCGAUACAUACAAAGAAGAGAUGCUCCAAUCUCUCGAAGAGCUGUCCGUCUUCAAACGUCCCUCUCAGAGACAAUUAUCGGUUCGAGAGAUGAUUGAAGAAGCCUGUAGUUGUCUUUUCGUCUCCGAUGAAAAACUUCAUCGUGUUAUGAGAGCUCUCGAAACAUCAAUGGAUAAAGGCCUUUCAAAAGAGACUGCUUCACAUGCUGCUCUCAAAAUGCUGCCUUCUUUUGUUCGUUCUGUACCAAAUGGUAAGGAGUUCGGAGAUUUCCUUGCCUUGGAUUUGGGUGGAACCAACUUCCGUGUCCUAUGGAUCCGUUUGGAAGGUCGGGAAGCUGAGAUGAAAAGUAAAAUUUUCCGAGUUCCCGAGCAUGUUAUGAGAGGCCAAGGAGAAGCUCUCUUCGAUCAUAUUGCCGAAUGCAUGGCCAAGUUCAUGGAGGAGCAUAAUCUGAAGAAUGCUGAAAAGCUUCCUUUGGGUUUCACUUUCUCUUUCCCAUGCGAGCAGCACGGAUUGACCGAAGCUACAUUGAUCAACUGGACUAAAGGCUUCACCGCUUCCGGAGUUGUUGGAGCUGAUGUUGUUACUAUGCUUCGUGAAGCUUGUGCUCGUCGUAAGGAUAUUGAUAUUGAUGUUGUUGCUGUACUCAACGACACUGUUGGUACUUUGAUGGCCUGUGCUUUCAAGCAGAACACUUGCCAGAUAGGAGUGAUAGUUGGAACGGGUACCAAUGCCUGUUACAUGGAGAAAAUCGAUAGAAUCUCUAAGCUCGAAGGACAAGUUGAUUUAGAUGAUGGUCUGCCAGAUGAGAUGAUCAUCAAUACUGAGUGGGGAGCAUUCGGUGAUGAUGGAAGUCUCGGAUUCAUUCGAACGGAUUUCGACGACAUUGUUGAUCAGAGCAGUUUCAAUCCUGGAAAACAACUCUUCGAGAAAAUGAUCAGUGGAAUGUAUCUCGGAGAGGUUACUCGUGUUAUCCUUGAGCGUCUGACUCGUGACCAUCUACUCUUCGACGGUGAUUACGAAGCCAUCUCCAAACGUGGUUGUUUCCCAACGAAGUAUUUGUCUGAAAUUGAAAGUGAUUUGCUGGAAGACGACGACUGUACUUUCCAAAAAACAUAUCAAAUUCUUGAAGAUAUCGGAAUCGAACGUGUAUCGAACGCCGAUUGUGCCAAUGUUGCUUACGUGUGCACACUUGCCAGUACAAGGGCUGCUUAUCUUACUGCUGCAGCUAUCGCUACACUUCUCAAUCGUAUGGAUAAGGAGCAUGUAACGGUUGGAGUUGAUGGCUCUGUUUUCCGUUUCCAUCCAAGUUUCCCAAAACUUCUGGAUGAGAAGAUUGAUCAGUUGAUUCAUGGAGACUUAGAGUAUGAAUUAAUGUUGUCUGAGGACGGCUCUGGCAGAGGAGCUGCCCUUGUAGCCGCAGUUGCAACUCGUAUGAAACAUGAGUUAGCUGGAUUGAUCUAA
Messenger RNA from Auanema sp. JU1783, 1473 nucleotides. The record is from the annotation of a GenBank genome assembly. Lineage: Eukaryota; Metazoa; Nematoda; Chromadorea; Rhabditida; Rhabditidae.